ACUUGGAUUCAUUCAAUAGUCCUUUAUGGAUUUGAAUUAUGGAAUCCUGUACGCCAGAUAGGUAUAGGAUAAAAUGGGCCGAGUAUAAGAAAGAAAAAGUACCGUAUCUACUGCAGUCAUUUGACGGAGAAUGCCCAUUUAUAUGUCUUAUUAACAUUUUGUUCUUGAAAAAGAAGCUGGUCCUGCCAGUUAAUACAAAGUACGUCUCAUUUUCUUAUUUGACGCAGUCGAUAUCCUCGGUGAUUCCCGAUGAAGACCCCGAAUGGGUCUCUGACAUACUCAAUUCACUCCGGAAGGGGCUAAUAUUUAACUGUAGAUUUGACUCUACAGAUGCGAUUAUAGAAGACGACCCAGCGCGUUUAUUUAAACUCUUUGACAUACCAGUCAAACAUUGCUGGAUUGCCGAUCCAGAACACUACGCGGUCUUAACGAGGUUCAACUACGAUGAAGUACAGAGUUUACUCGCCAUCCACCAGAGCAACGAUGCUGUGGACCACGGAACGAGGAGGGAAUUUGACAGCCAGGAGACCGCAGUCAUUCUUGACUUCUUUGACAAGUACGCCACUCAACUAACUCAAUUGGGUGUCGCUACUCUAAAGACGGAGGUUGAGCCGGACUCUCUCAUUGCUCUUUACAGGAACAACCACUUUUUGGUGGCCACUUUACACAAUGGAGAGCUCUAUUCUCUGGUUUCUGAUUCAUCAUUCUUGUAUCACGGCUGUAUUUGGGAGUCGGUUGAGACGUUUUCGUAUUUUGACGACAAGUUUGAGCCUUAUACUUCGGAACCAAAGGCGAGGCCUGCGAGGAAGCCUACACUUAUGGAGAGGAUUAAGCAAUAUUUCAGGGAUAGACGUCUCAAGAAAGCGCAGGCUAAUGCUCAACAGAGUGCUAGAUAGGCCGGAAUCUAUUUGUAACUUUAGUGUUUAUUUCUACUGAGA
Molecule: messenger RNA, 938 nt
Organism: Theileria equi strain WA
Lineage: Eukaryota; Apicomplexa; Aconoidasida; Piroplasmida; Theileriidae
Exons: 2
Coding region: 39-896 (285 amino acids)
Biological process (GO): protein K48-linked deubiquitination
Cellular component (GO): cytosol; cell periphery
Molecular function (GO): cysteine-type deubiquitinase activity; K48-linked deubiquitinase activity; cysteine-type carboxypeptidase activity
Source: RefSeq, a predicted model, not a curated record